This is a messenger RNA of Purpureocillium lilacinum, 1158 nucleotides long. RefSeq lists its product as uncharacterized. Gene Ontology annotation, molecular function: 1-alkyl-2-acetylglycerophosphocholine esterase activity. The record is from RefSeq and is a predicted model, not a curated record. Lineage: Eukaryota; Fungi; Ascomycota; Sordariomycetes; Hypocreales; Ophiocordycipitaceae.
AUGCGCCUCCUGCCGCUCGCCUGCCUCCUCUCCGCCGCCCAGGCCGUCGCCUUCGUGCCCGGCCCGCCCGGCCCCUACGGCGUCGCCUCGCGCGUCCUCACCCUCACCGACGACGCCCGGCAAGACCCAUACUCGCCCCAGGACAAGCGCCGCAUCAUCGUCUCGGCCUUUCUCCCCGUCGACAAGUCCACCCAUGCGUGCCAGCUGGACGCCGCGGCUCUCAUGCCGCCGCUGACGGCCUCCGUGUACAACUCGCAGGCCGUCGAGGGCGGGCUGCCCAACGACACGUUUUCCCGCUUCGAGAUCCAGUACUGCAAGCUCCCUGCGAAGUCGCGAGGCAGCAAGGAUAGUUGUCGCGGGGGCAAGUUUCCCGUCGUGCUCUUCUCGCCUGGGCUUGGCGCCACGCGGCUUGCGUACUCGGCCGGUGCGCGCGCCCUUGCUAGCCACGGCAGGGUCGUCAUCACGGUUGAUCAUCCGCACGACGCGGCUGUCGUUGAGUUUCCUGAUGGGUCGGUCUUUUAUGGCGCGGUGAACCAGACGGAUCCAGACGAGACGCUCAAGGCCCUCAACACUCGCGUCGCCGACAUUUCGUUCCUCGUCGAACAGCUCCACCGACAGUCCAUCGUCAAGGCCCUAACCAAGGACUACCCCGGCCGUCUAGACGUCGACAAGCUGUUCCUCUACGGGCACUCCCUCGGCGGCAACACCGCCGCCAACGCCAUGCUACGUGACCGACGCAUCCGCGCAGGCGCCAACAUCGACGGGCACGUAUACGGCUCCGUCGUCAGCAAGGGCCUCUCCGCGCCGUUCCUGCUCGUCGGCGUGCCGGGCCACGACGCCAUCCCCGGCAGCAACUGGCCAGAGUUGUACGACCGGCUGCGCGGGGCCAAGAUGGACCUCGCGGUCGCGCAGACGGAGCACCUCGCGUUCACCGACGUGCCCCUGCUGGCGACGCAGAUGACGAUCCCACCUGAGAACCGCCCGCUGGUGGAAAAGUUCAUUGGCAAGAUUGACGGCGCGGUGCUGCAGGAUGUGAUGCUCGAGGUGCUGAAUGGGCUGGUGGAGCUGGGCGUCAGGGGGAAGAGCGAGAGGCUGCGCGGGAUUGGGGACAAGUUUAAGGAGGUGACCGUUGUCAAGAGCCGGCUUCCAAGACGGUGA